Messenger RNA from Leptopilina boulardi, 1398 nucleotides. It is a transcript of the gene mts, whose product is annotated as serine/threonine-protein phosphatase 2A catalytic subunit alpha isoform. Bases 195 to 1124 code for a protein of 309 amino acids. Gene Ontology annotation, cellular component: cytosol. Gene Ontology annotation, molecular function: protein serine/threonine phosphatase activity. Gene Ontology annotation, biological process: peptidyl-serine dephosphorylation; mitotic cell cycle. The record is from RefSeq and is a predicted model, not a curated record. NCBI's taxonomy places the organism in Eukaryota, Metazoa, Arthropoda, Insecta, Hymenoptera, Figitidae. The transcript is spliced from 7 exons.
CAGCGAGCGGCCAUUUUGUGAGUGUACUCUCAAUUGGGAUAUUUGUGUAGUUGAGGGACUGCCGGAUUAAAAUUGAAUGAUUUAAAUUUAUCGAUAGCCUCCAAAAAAAAAAAAAAAAAAAACUACAAGUACCGAAUUACAUGUGCUUAGUGUUAAAUUUAUAUUAUUAGCUAAUAAUUUAACAGAUUCAUAAAAUGGAGGAAAAAGCAUCCCUCAAAGAACUUGACCAGUGGAUAGAACAGUUGAAUGACUGCAAACAACUGACAGAAAGCCAAGUGAAAACUCUCUGUGACAAGGCGAAAGAAAUUUUAGCCAAGGAAUCGAAUGUACAAGAAGUGAAAUGUCCAGUAACAGUUUGCGGAGAUGUUCAUGGACAGUUUCACGAUUUAAUGGAACUCUUUCGAAUAGGUGGCAAAUCUCCUGACACAAAUUAUUUAUUUAUGGGAGAUUAUGUAGAUCGUGGUUAUUAUUCGGUUGAAACUGUGACACUUCUUGUAGCUCUUAAGGUGAGAUAUCGCGAGAGAAUAACGAUUUUACGUGGGAAUCAUGAGUCAAGACAAAUCACACAAGUUUAUGGAUUUUAUGAUGAAUGUUUACGAAAGUAUGGCAAUGCAAAUGUAUGGAAAUUCUUCACGGAUCUUUUUGAUUAUCUGCCAUUGACGGCCUUGGUGGAUGGACAAAUCUUCUGCUUACAUGGUGGUCUUUCGCCCUCGAUCGACACGCUGGAUCACAUUCGUGCAUUAGAUCGUCUUCAAGAAGUUCCUCACGAGGGUCCUAUGUGCGAUCUAUUGUGGUCAGAUCCCGAUGACAGAGGAGGAUGGGGUAUUUCUCCACGUGGAGCGGGUUACACAUUCGGUCAGGAUAUUUCUGAAACGUUUAAUCAUUCGAAUGGCUUAACACUCGUUUCACGAGCGCAUCAAUUGGUUAUGGAGGGUUAUAAUUGGUGUCACGAUCGAAACGUUGUAACUAUAUUCUCCGCUCCCAAUUAUUGUUAUCGCUGUGGUAAUCAAGCUGCAAUUAUGGAACUAGAUGAUGCAUUGAAAUAUUCAUUCUUGCAGUUUGAUCCAGCACCAAGACGUGGUGAACCACACGUGACGAGAAGGACGCCCGAUUACUUCAUGUAAAAUGAUCGAAAAUGGCAGUCGAUGAUAAUUUUUUUUGAGGAUCGGAUAUUAGAAAGGAUCCUAUAUAUUAUCCUGGACAAUUGGUAGAAAUUAUAGAUGGUCCUUUUAAAGAUUCAUUUGCAUAUUACAGUCAUCCGAAUCCAAUGAAAACUUACAAUGUUUUUGUAUUCAUUCCAAAGGAAGAAAAAAAUGGAAAACUCAAUUUUAACAAUCAAGAAUUAUCAAUUGAUUAUAUUAAACCAGCUCCACAUUAUGAAAGUAUAGACAUUUUUAA